UUCAUUGAAUCUUCUCUCUUAUGUUAUAUUUUAUAUAUAUAUAGGGCAAUGAAACUUACAACGGCAUAGACAAAUAAAACGGAGUAAGUAUAUAGACUACUACUUAUAUCAAUUACUGCUGUCGAUGCUGUAGCUUUGAAAAUGUCGUUCAACGGUAGACUCGUAGGAAAAGCUGCGCUUGUAACAGGAGGAGCGAGCGGUAUCGGACGCUCCGUUUGCCAGGUGUUUGCACGAGAUGGGGCCAGUGUGGCUAUUGUAGAUAUCAACGAGGAAGGCAUAAGGGAAACUCAAUCAAGUCUCGCGACCGAUCACGGUAAUGCACAUUUCGCAAUCAAAGCUAACGCCACUUCAUCAAAAGAAACGAAACAAGCUUUCUGUACAGCGGAAGAACAGUUGGGCAAAAAGAUUUCAAUCGUGGUGAAUUGUGCUGGAAUAGUUCGAAUGGCAUCAUUUGAUGAAAUGUCUGAAAGUCAAUUCGAUGAUGUUAUCAACGUUAACCUGAAAGGUACCUUUCUGGUGUCACAAGAGUUUGUUGCGUCUUUCAAAACUCCGAACGCAGAAACCACCCGUGGAUCAUUGAUAAAUAUGUCAAGUAUCGCUGGAAUUCGUGGAUUCCGGACGAUUUCAAGUUACAGUGCUUCGAAAUUUGGGGUGAUCGGUUUGACUAAAUCGAUUGCAAUGGAGUACCCUCGCCUCAGAGUGCGCAGUAACGCAGUUUUGCCUGGAUUGAUAGACACUCCUUUAACGAAGAAUACAGACGAUAGCACUAGGAAGACCCAUUUACAGAGAAUACCUAUGGGACGAACAGGAAGGUCAGAAGAAAUGGCGAACGCUUGCUUGUUCCUUGCUUCAGAUGAAAGCUCUUAUGUAAAUGGGGCGUGUCUAGAAGUAUCCGGUGGAUAUUACUGUUAACCAAGAAGACGAAAUAAUUUUAUUAUUCUAUAUCUGACUGUUUAAUCACAUCAAAAUCUUAUUCAUUAUACACAUUUGAUUGUAGAAAAUAAAUGGUAUUGCAGUUACAAUUCUCAUAAUAAACCCGUAUCCAAUCAUAGGCUCAAGCAGUAGUAUAUUUUCCUACCUAUGGGUUUUUCCUAUUCUGAAAAAGAGCGAAAUACUGAUUACCAGGAUAUACAAGGUUUUGCUUUAUGCUGAAAGACAUCAGAACAAUUAUUCAAAUUUUGUUUUCUAUUCAAACAAGAAUAUAGAAAUUUCUCAUUGGUACAAGUGAGAAACUGUGAAAUAUUGCGACUAUGAAUGAAAACUCUUAUAUAAACGGCGCGUGUCUAUAAGAAACCAGUGGAUAUCAGAGUUAAAUCAGAAGAUGGAGAAGAUUUUAUUAUGCCAUGCCUAUCCAGUUUGAUCAAUUUAACCCAGUUUUAAUAAUGAAAUGUAAAUUUGAAAUCUUAUUCAUUAUAAACAUUUACGGUAAUUGCAGAAAAUAAAAUAUUGAGAUUGCAGUUCCAAUAAUAAACACGUAUUGCAUCUGAAGCUUGAGGAGUAAUAUAUUUCAUCGUAUAUAGCUAGAUUAGUAUAGGUUCUUCCUAUCCCGAGGAAAAGCAAAACCCUGAUUAUCAGGAUAUACCGGGUUUUGGAUUUGGAUAAAAGGCAUCAGAACAUUAAAAAAACUUUUCAUUCGAACAAGAAUAUUGGAAUUUCUCGUUGCUACAUGUAAAAAAACAGAAAUAUUGCGACUAGAAAAUUAGCAUUUACCAAAUACCAAUGGUGGUUGGUGGCUGCCCGUAUGAAAUGAUGUAUGUCGUAUAUAAUGAUAACACUAAAACUAAUAUACUCUUUUCCGCAUUGAGCAUAACAAAGCCAAGCCUUUAUGUGGAACAUAAAAAUUCUUUGCAAACAAGUUUGCACACAAUAAAUGUAAAUGGG
Molecule: messenger RNA, 1881 nt
Organism: Styela clava
Lineage: Eukaryota; Metazoa; Chordata; Ascidiacea; Stolidobranchia; Styelidae
Source: RefSeq, a predicted model, not a curated record